Molecule: messenger RNA, 1905 nt
Organism: Linum trigynum
Lineage: Eukaryota; Viridiplantae; Streptophyta; Magnoliopsida; Malpighiales; Linaceae
Source: the annotation of a GenBank genome assembly
AUGGAGAUCAGACCUGGUCUAUCAGCUCUGGUCACCGGCGCUGCCUCUGGAAUCGGCAAGGCGCUGAGUUUAGCUCUGGCGGAGAAGGGGGUAUUUGUCACAGUGGUUGAUUUAUCUGAAGAAAGAGGGAAGGAAGUUGUAUCCCUUAUCCAGAAAGAGCAUGCCAAGUUUCAUUCCAAGUUGGAUUUCCCAUCAACUCUCUUUGUGAGAUGUGAUGUAUCAAAUUCAAAAGAAUUAGCUGCUGCUUUUGACAAGCAUGUUGCGAUCUAUGGAGGGUUGGAUAUUUGUAUUAGCUGUGCUGGCAUUGGCAAUCCCAUACCAUUCCAAAAGGAUCAAACGGACGGCACUAAAUCGUGGAAGCUUGCUCUUAAUGUGAACCUAUCUGCUGUAGUUGACAGCACUCGCCUUGCGAUUAAAGCUAUGGAAGCCACAAGAAAACCUGGAGUCAUUAUAAAUCUGGGGUCUGCUUCAGGUCUUUAUCCAAUGUAUAACGAUCCUAUCUACUCUGGCUCCAAAGGUGGCGUUGUCAUGUUUACCAGGUCGCUUGUUCCAUAUAAAUGCAAAGGUAUCCGCAUCAAUGUGCUUUGUCCCGAGUUCGUUGAAACUGAGAUGGGAUUAAAAGUGGAAUCUAAAUUCAUUGAUAUGAUGGGAGGUUUUGUUCCAAUGGAAAUGGUAAUAAAAGGUGCUUUUCAGCUUAUAACUGAUGAGAGCAAAGCUGGUUCUUGCCUAUGGAUUACGAAUCGGAGGGGAUUGGAAUAUUGGCCUACUCCUGCGGAAGAGGCAAAAUACUUGGUGCGUCCUUGGCAAUCUAAGAAAUCAGUAUUAUUCAAGGGCCCAGUAGACCUCCAACUUCCAGAGACUUAUGAGAAAUUAAUUGUUCAUACCUUAAGCCACAAUUUCCGCAAUGCUACUCGCAUCGUGCGCACUCCAUUAAAGUUACCGCUUGGACCACAUCAAGUUCUUGUUAAAAUCAUAUAUGCUGGGGUGAAUGCUAGUGAUGUGAACUUCAGUUCAGGGCGUUAUUUCUCUGGUGGGAACAAUGAUGUUAGCUCCAUGCUUCCACUUGACGCUGGUUUUGAGGCAGUGGGCAUUGUUGCGUCACUGGGAGAAUCUGUUAAGGACUUGAAAGUUGGAACUCCUGCUGCUAUAAUGACUUUUGGAAGUUAUGCUGAAUUCACAGUGGUCUCUUCAAAACAUAUCCUCCCUGUACCAAGACCUGAUCCAGAAGUUGUUGCGAUGCUUACUUCAGGCUUAACAGCUUCAAUAGCUCUGGAUAAGGUUGGACAGAUGGAAUCUGGAAAAGGGGUCCUAGUAACUGCUGCUGCUGGAGGCACUGGGCAAUUCGCAGUCCAGCUUGCUAAGUUGGCUGGGAAUACAGUGGUUGCAACCUGUGGAGGUCAGGAGAAGGCCAAGCUUUUGAAAGAUUUGGGAGUUGAUAGAGUCAUCGAUUACAGAGCCGAAAACAUCAAAACUAUCCUGAAAACCGAGUUCCCAAAAGGCCUCGACAUUAUCUAUGAAUCUGUUGGUGGAGACAUGUUUGAUCUAUGCUUGAAUGCUCUGGCAGUUUAUGGACGACUGAUUGUGAUCGGAAUGAUCUCUAAGUAUCAAGGAGAGCAUGGAUGGACUCCCUCCAAUUACACCGGGCUCUGCGAGAAGAUUCUAGCAAAAAGCCAGACCGUGGCCGGGUUUUUCCUGCUUAACUAUGCUCACCUAUGGCAACAACACCUGGCCAAGCUGUUCGAACUUUUCUCCUCGGGAAAACUGAAGAUUUCAUUAGACCCCAAAAGUUUCAUCGGCGUCCACUCAGUUGCAGAUGCCGUUGAGUAUCUGCAUUCCGGUAAAAGUGUUGGCAAGGUGGUUGUCUGCAUUGAUCCAUCCUUCAGUCAAAAGAUUGCUAAGCUAUAG